AGAGAAAGAUCAAUGGAGUGAGGCCCUCUCAGGCAAGUCCAAUAGCCAUCUUCCGGGAAAGCGAUUUCUCAAAAUCACCGACGACCAAUUAUCACCAUUUGACUCACUCAUCUUCUUCAUCAUCAAUACCAUCACCUUUCUCCACAUGAAUCACAUGCUACUUUCCAUCUUCAUCACCCAAUAACUUCCCCAAAUCCCCUAACCAUGGUUUCCCUCUCAACCAACCCUUUCUUUCACCUCACUCCACAAAAAAAUACUCCCCCUUCUACUAGAUUCCAUCCCACAAACAACAACGCCAAUCCACUCCAUAACAACAACAACAACAAGCACUGUAAUAAAAUUCGCAGAAAAGUUGUUUGUGCUUGCAUCGCUCCUCCACGUAAUUUCAACUCCCAAGACUCUUCCGCCAUUCAAUUCAAUGGUUCAUCCAAAUCAGAACAGUUAAACACAAUUCGGGAUAAUGACGAUGAUUCUGAUGUUCUUAUCGAGUGUAGAGACGUAUACAAGUCUUUUGGGGAAAAGAAAAUCUUAAAUGGUAUCAGCUUCAAGAUCAGGCAUGGUGAAGCUGUUGGAAUAAUUGGUCCCUCUGGGACUGGCAAAUCUACAAUUUUGAAGAUUAUAGCGGGACUUCUUGCUCCGGACAAGGGAGAAGUUUAUAUUCGAGGUAGAAAGAGAAGUGGUUUGAUAAGUGAUGACGAGAUAUCGGGUCUUCGGAUUGGAUUAGUGUUCCAAAGUGCGGCACUUUUUGAUUCUUUGACUGUUCGUGAAAAUGUUGGUUUUCUCUUGUAUGAACACUCAAGCAUGCCUGAGGAACAGAUAUCAGAGCUUGUGAAGGAAACCUUGGCUGCAGUUGGUUUAAAGGGAGUUGAGGAGCGGCUUCCUUCUGAGUUAUCAGGCGGAAUGAAAAAGCGAGUUGCUUUAGCUCGAUCUAUUAUUUGUGACACCACAAAGGAUUCAAUAGAACCAGAGGUGCUCUUAUAUGACGAGCCAACUGCUGGACUUGAUCCCAUCGCAUCUACCGUUGUUGAAGAUCUGAUUCGCUCUGUCCACAUAAAAGGACGAGAUGCACUUGGAAAACCCGGUAAUAUUACAUCUUAUGUGGUUGUUACUCACCAACACAGUACCAUUAAAAGAGCCAUUGAUAGGUUGUUAUUUUUACACAAGGGAAAGGUUGUUUGGGAAGGAAUGACUAACGAAUUUACUACUUCAACUAAUCCAAUUGUUCAGCAGUUUGCAUCCGGGAGCCUAGAUGGUCCUAUCAAAUAUUAGAACAGUAUUGCGGUAGUAAAAGAUGUAUUAUAGUGUGCAAAUAGGAAUGGAAAUGGAUACAGGCUGUAGCUUUCAAAUGGCAACUUUUGAGAUGAGCAAUAAAUUGGUUGCAAUAAGGAUUAAAGGGUUUGUCAGGGUGGUUUUCAUAAAGAAUUUGGCCUUCUGGGUUUAAAUUGGAAGCUAGAAGGACUGUUUGGUGCUGUUACUGGCAUAGCUAUAAGGACAGCAUAUUGCAUGCACGCCAUAAGUAUACCCUGUGGAAGUUGAGUAGGUAGUAGAAAUUGAUAGAACUCAUUGUUGUAACAUUAUUUAUUCUAUUCUAUACGGAAGCUAAAUUAAAUUACUUGCUGUUUUCUGUAAACAAUUCAUUGUAUUCACCAGGCAUGCUUCAGGCUUUUGAAGUUUUGGCCUUGAAACCAAUUGAUUGUGCGUCUCUCUA
Vicia villosa (hairy vetch) is the source of this 1708-nucleotide messenger RNA. Its product is annotated as protein TRIGALACTOSYLDIACYLGLYCEROL 3, chloroplastic. The record is from RefSeq and is a predicted model, not a curated record. The transcript has 10 exons. The coding region runs from base 205 to 1269 and encodes 354 amino acids. Gene Ontology annotation, molecular function: ATP binding; ATP hydrolysis activity. Lineage: Eukaryota; Viridiplantae; Streptophyta; Magnoliopsida; Fabales; Fabaceae.